CACAUGUAAAACAAGUGUUCUUCUCCGCAACCACACCGUAUAGUCAUUCGUAGACGACAUGCGAAAAAAUGAAGUGUAAGUUAGUUUGGGUUUUGUGGGCCAUUUUGGCACUCGUAUCCUGGCAAUCGGUAGAUGGUAAACCGCCUUAUCGACCGGACGACAGUCGGGUUUCGCCGGAUUUUUGGCUGAAGCAUCGUUUCAAGCGGCAGUUUUCGCUCAACUUUGGUGCCACACACGAGGACGGUUACGGGACGGACGUGAAUGCAGAAGCGCUGGCCAACCUUUGGCGAAGCCAGAGCGGAAAUACGAAGGUGGACGGUUCUGCGACCUAUACGCAGCACUUUGGUGGCGUGGCAGGAGACGGUAAAGCGCGCAUUAGCGGACUGUUAACCUUUUCCCACAACUACUGAAUCGUUGACGCACUCCACACACACAGGGCGUGAUUACCGAUUGAAGCUGAAGGUAGUUUUCACCCGCUGAGUACCGCCAAGGUGGUGGACAAUAAAGUGUGUGACGUAAAAGGACACAACCAACGGAUCACUAACUUUUUAGAGCCUGCUUCACGCUUUCCUUAGUUAUGCGAAGCGGCCAUUUAUUUACAACACAAUACGAUCCUCAAUACGGUUGCCAUUCGCUACGAGAAAUGAAUAACUAGCCAAACGUCGGUCUCGCCACACGAUGAUACCUUACUUUAGCUCGGGCAGUUUGGCUGGUGGCCAUGUCCACUGGGUGGGCGGUGCUUGUUUAGCCAACGGUUCCCACGGCUUCCAGCCGAGCAUUUUGCGUGCCAACAUCAGUUCGUUUUCCGCCUGCAGAAUUAACUCUUCUACCUGGCCGCAGUUGAUCUUUUGUUCGAUCUCCAGCACGUUCGGUGUCUGCGGAGAUACAAAACAUGGCACUCAUGGAUCAGUGGACACCAUAGCAGCAGAUUCUCUUCUUCUCAAACUUACCGUAGCAACCACUUUUGCUCGCUCCGAAACGGUCUGCUCGGUGUAUCGACGAUACGCAGCCUCUUGCGGCAUCUUCGAAACGGCGCGCAAUAUUUUGUUGUACAACGCGGUCAGCGUGUGGUGUGGGUUUUUGGCCACAUGCAUUCCAGUCAGUCCCGUUGCCUGUUGGAAUUAAGCAAAACAAUUAACAACGGUAGCAAAUCAUGCGACUCGUCGGAUCACGGAACGUGUGACAUAAUCAAGCGUUGCGAUUGUUGUGGUUUUCAACACAAGAUAAUGUACCUUUUUAAUAACACCGGCCAUUGCGCAAACCUUACGGAUCCUACUGGACGGCAAAUGGAAAGAUUAAUAAGAUUCUCGUUUGUGCUAAUAAAGGAAUCGAACACCAAAUACCUAAACGUUUGGAUCGGAGGAGGCAAUAUUUUUCAUUCACCGAAUCCUACACAGAAAUCAAACGUCAGAAAUGACAGUCAAAGCAAACAGCGACAGAUAAGUUCAAAUCCGGAUAAUUAUUUGCAUUGCCUGGAUUAAAUGAUAAAAUAUGAGAUAGAAUAGUCCAAAACUUUGAGUUAAUAAAAAGUACAGACGUAAAGUCCUCUGUAAGGUAAUUGUAAUUAAAUGCUUUAAGUUUCUCAGAAUCAAACAAAUCGCCACUUUUGACUGUCGUACCCCCCCUCAAAACAGCUGUCAACCGACGAAAACAAUGAGAGAGGAACUCAACCGCCAGCUGCUCGGUGCAAGAGCGAGAGCGAAAAAGCG
This is a messenger RNA of Anopheles cruzii, 1709 nucleotides long. RefSeq lists its product as uncharacterized. Gene Ontology annotation, biological process: defense response to bacterium. NCBI's taxonomy places the organism in Eukaryota, Metazoa, Arthropoda, Insecta, Diptera, Culicidae. The coding region runs from base 69 to 410 and encodes 113 amino acids. The record is from RefSeq and is a predicted model, not a curated record. Gene Ontology annotation, cellular component: extracellular region. The transcript is spliced from 2 exons.